This is a messenger RNA of Macrosiphum euphorbiae (potato aphid), 669 nucleotides long. The record is from the annotation of a GenBank genome assembly. Lineage: Eukaryota; Metazoa; Arthropoda; Insecta; Hemiptera; Aphididae.
AUGACACAAAUCAUGUUUGAGACAUUCAACACCCCUGCUAUGUAUGUUGCCAUCCAAGCUGUACUUUCAUUGUAUGCUUCUGGUCGUACCACUGGUAUCGUCUUGGAUUCUGGUGAUGGUGUAUCUCACACUGUCCCAAUCUAUGAAGGUUACGCUUUACCUCAUGCCAUCCUUCGUCUCGAUCUUGCUGGCCGUGAUCUCACUGACUACCUUAUGAAAAUCUUAACCAAACGUGGUUACAGUUUCACCACCACUGCUGAACGAGAAAUUGUUCGUGAUAUCAAGGAGAAAUUGUGCUAUGUUGCUUUGGACUACUUUCUUGUUCGAAUUCCAGGUAACAUAGCACAAUUUCUCCAUUGCAGUAUCCACGAGACUACAUACAACUCCAUCAUGAAGUGCUAUGUAGGUAUCCGUAAGGAAUUGUACGCCAACACUGUAUUGUCUGGAGGUACCACCAUGUUCCCUGGUAUUGCCGACAGAAUGCGGAAAGAAAUUACUGCUUUGGCCCCAUCUACAAUGAAAAUCAAGAUAAUUGCUCCACCUGAGCGAAAAUACUCCGUAUGGAUUGGAGGAUCCAUCUUGGCUUCUCUGCCUACCUUCCUGAUGUGGAUCUCCAAACAGGAGUACGACGAAUCAGGCCCAUCCAUUGUGCACAGAGCACUCUUCUAA